AUGCGCCGGGACAGGAAGCCGCAUCCGGCUUUCGACGUCCCCGGCGAGGCAGAUCUGGUUGGCAGGAUAUGCGAAAUCUUGGCAUUCAAUCCCAUCGAGGUGAACAACCUCUCCUCCCGAUUUGCUACCAUGUUCAACCAGGUUGUGCGCAACAACGAACAUACGCCGUUCUGUCCAGACAAGCGCAACGAUGGCAGCUUCAAGAAGUGGCUGCUGGCUUGCGGAUUCAAGGUUGGCCCUCUCUUCGAGCGAAACAGAUCGCUGGUCUACUUACCGCAGCACCAGGAGGACCAGCGGCAGAAGGUUCUUGAGAACUUUGCACCCGACGAUCGAGAAGUGCCGAGGUGCCGUCUCCAGCGUGCUAAGAACGGAGGAACCAGGACUAGAUGCGAGUAUACGACAGUUCGGAACGGGGAGGCUCAGAAGACAUUGAAUCGCAGGUGGGAGGUCAAGCAGGACGCCGAACCCCAAAAUCAGCUCAGCAUGCUCAUGGCAGCUGCAUGCUUCCUAGCCGCACCACCCCGGGUUUCUCCCGAUGCCUCCCCUACCCGGUCGGAGGCGGGCGAGUCUCCAGAAAUGACGCAGAUGCCAAGUGAGCCAGAACCAGAACAGUGUGAAUCCGCAAACGAUGCCGAUGCUGCAGAGGAGGAGGACCGGGCAGAUGAUGGAGACGGUGUUGAGCAGGCCACCCUCUACAAGGAUUCAGACUUCUCUGAGCAGCAGGAUGGUCCGGAGGCCUCAGAUGAGUCGGACUGUGCUGAAAAUCCAGCCGUCUGGGUAGAGGUUCUGCCUGCAUUCGAAGAGCUGGACGAGGAAGACUUCGUAAUGAUUGGCGAUUCCACUUGGGAAGAG
Molecule: messenger RNA, 852 nt
Organism: Symbiodinium pilosum
Lineage: Eukaryota; Dinophyceae; Suessiales; Symbiodiniaceae
Source: the annotation of a GenBank genome assembly